Exophiala oligosperma is the source of this 1749-nucleotide messenger RNA. RefSeq lists its product as uncharacterized. The transcript has 2 exons. The record is from RefSeq and is a predicted model, not a curated record. The coding region runs from base 124 to 1266 and encodes 380 amino acids. Lineage: Eukaryota; Fungi; Ascomycota; Eurotiomycetes; Chaetothyriales; Herpotrichiellaceae.
CCGUCACAUUGAUAAGAUAUCAGAACGGGGUCCAUUCCUGUACGCUUGACUAUAGCAGACCCCUCGAUAACAAGCUCCUGAGAUCCCUUCGUAACUAUCUUCCCAACAAGCAACAUAACAAAGAUGGCAAGCAACAACGGAGCGGGUGAGAGGCACUAUUGCGAGGCUCUGGGUUGCAAUAGGAGCUUCAAGAACAAGAACAGUCUCAAGACGCACAUCAAUGGCGUGCACCAGGAAGGAUAUCCUUGCCAGAGAUGCGGGAGGGAUUUAAAGGAUCCCUCCAACCUUAAGAGGCACGGUCCCAAAUGUCCACGGGCCAGCCCAGAGGAAAAGGCCAAGGCCACGCUCUUUAGUUGUGCAUGGCCCUCGUGCAGGUAUGAAGGGCGCAAGGACAACGUGGUACGGCAUCAAAAAACGUGCAAACUCCAGCCCGAGGGCAACGAUGCCAAACCAGCUCCUCUCAAAAUGAGUAAGGAGUGGAAGGAGCAGGCUGAACUCGGCCUGCUCUCUGCCACCAUUGAAGAAAACGGGGCAGAAGAAGACCUCCUGGCUCAACAGGAGGCACCUGUACCUCAAUUCGAGGUUCAGGACUUGAACGGCGCCUACCAAGCCCAAGUGGAGGAGGCGCCAGAAACCUCGCUGGACAACGCUUUCCUGGAGACCACUGGAACACAAUUCCAGUGUCAAGCUUAUGACAACGUCGCCAGUGGACUGGCCUUGUCAACUUCAGAGAGAAAUGUGUCAACUCCAGGGAGUAGGGAGAACGUCGCCUUCCCAGGGCACAAUAACAACUACGUUCCCCCUGCAGGCCAAUGCAACAUUGGCACUGCCAACAUCUUUCCGGCGCAAGCCGAUUACAACAACGUGGCCCUGCCAGCAGUCGGCAAUGACUUCCAGGGGCACGUUACUUACAACUACAACGCCGCCAGUGACAUGGCCGUGUCGUCUUCAGGGGCGGCCGUGUCGACUCUGGGUGGUAUGGAGAACGUCGCCUUCCCAGGGCACAACGACUACGUCCUCGGUGCAGGCCAGUGCAACAUUGGCACUGCCAAUAUCUUUCCGGCACAAGCCGGUUUUGACAACACGAUCCUGCCAGCAGCCGCCAAUGACUUCCAGGGGUAUGUUGAGUACAACUACAACCCCGUCCCAGGCGCAGGAUUCCUGGUCUCUGAGAACGAGUUGCCGUCACUGGCACCGAACCCAGAAUUGUACGUCCCCUAUGAGACGUAUAUGAAUUUUGGGAUGGACUUCGCAUUCAAUACUUGAAUGUUCGCCUCCCUUCGGUUGGUAUAGUGCCGACCCGCCGGCCAAUGUCCUGAUCGGACAAAUAUAACUGUCGGAUCAACAACAAUAUGUGACAGUUGACGUUACAACGGACGGGAAUCAAACGACCGAUGGCCAGGAUCGACAUGGGGAAGCACCCGGUCAAAGAUAUUGUCAAGGUCAAUAGACGCCUACAUCUGACAGCAAAAGCAAAGCCGUCACGACUUUUACCGCCUCAGAGGGCAACAAACAGCAACUGAAAAGUACCGGCUUCUCAAGGACAACAGGUACAACAAUAGCCCAGAUGCAAUCCUUGUUACCAGCGGUCAACCCAUAAGCAACAACUGCUGACACGGAACAACCCACAUACAAUAGCCACCACCGCCCGCCACCAAAAAGCAUCCUCUCUCUUCCAAGAAUUGCAUGCUGACCAAAGCGGCCCUUCUCUAAGAAUUACAAGUCAACAAGAAAGACUUCCCGACAACA